CUCACAGCAUGUGCGUCAUUUCCGUUGUCAGGUGGUGCUGCUAUGGAAAGAUGUGAUCAGUUGUCCUAAGAAGGCUUUUCCCUCAAAACCCCUGUCGGUAAUCGUGAAAUUUCUCCAGUUCGCUUGAAACAAACCGCUUCGUGGUGGAGUGUAAAUGUCGGUGCAGCCCUGCUGAACAUUUAAUCGGCCCGAAAUGAGUGGAAAUUAGUGUACGACAGAGGAUUCCCUCGGCGGUUUGAUCUGCAGAAUGUCUAAACGACGUGCUUCGGACCGAGGGGCCGGAGAGUCUUCCGGCAGACCCAGCAAGCUCCUUUGUCCUGGGAUAUCUGGCAAUGCUAAAAGAGUCGGUCCCUUUGUUUUAGGCCCACGGCUGGGAAACUCUCCUGUGCAGAGUAUAGUGCAGUGUCUAGCCAGAAAAGAUGGGACAGAUGAUUUCUACCAGCUAAAAAUUCUCACCCUGGAAGAACGUGGGGACACAGCAGGGGAGACACAGGAAGAAAGGCAAGGGAAAAUGCUCCUGCAUACAGAGUAUUCUUUAUUGUCACUGCUCUCAAACCAAGAAGGAGUGGUUCACCAUCACGGCCUCUUCCAGGACCGCUCCUGUGAGAUUGUCGAGGACAUGGAGGCCAACAAAGUGCGAAAGAUGAAGAGACGAAUCUGUCUGGCGCUUGACUGCCUCUGUGCCCACGACUUCAGCGACAAAACUGCCGACCUCAUCAACCUGCAGCAUUACGUCAUCAAAGAGAAGCGACUGAGUGAACGCGAGGCCAUUGUUAUUUUCUAUGAUGUGGUGAGAGUGGUGGAGGCAUUGCAUAAGAAGAACAUCGUGCAUAGAGACUUGAAGCUUGGAAACAUGGUGCUUAAUAAAAGGACCCAUCGGAUCACCAUCACAAACUUUUGCCUUGGCAAGCAUUUGGUGAGUGAGGAAGAUCUGUUAAAGGACCAGCGAGGCAGUCCAGCCUACAUCAGCCCAGAUGUCCUGAGUGGUCGUCCAUACCGUGGUAAACCCAGUGAUAUGUGGGCGCUUGGUGUGGUGCUGUUCACCAUGCUCUAUGGCCAGUUCCCAUUCUACGACAGUAUACCUCAAGAGCUCUUCCGCAAGAUCAAGGCAGCAGAGUACUCCAUCCCUGAGGAUGGGCGGGUAUCAGAAAGUACAGUGUGUUUGAUCAGGAAGCUUCUGAUGCUUGACCCCCAGCAGAGACUUACUGCCACUGAGGUGCUCGAGUCUCUGAGCGCCAUCAUCGCAUCCUGGCAAUCUGUGUCCUCGCUGAGUGGCCCUCUACAAGUGGUGCCGGACAUAGAUGAUCAGCUUAACCACCCCGAACAUCUUCAGGAGGCGAAAGUGACAGAGGAGUCGUCUCAAUACGAAUUUGAGAACUACAUGAGGCAACAGCUCUUGUUGGCGGAAGAGAAGAACACUAUCCACGAGACCAAGAACUUCCUCAGCAAGAGGCAUUUCGGUAACGUGCCUCCAGUAAGGCGCCUCGGCCAUGAUGCUCAGCCAAUCAGCCCUCUUGAUGCCGCAAUACUGGCCCAGCGCUUCCUCCGGAAGUAGCACCGCCAUUCUGCCCACAGACGGGGGUCCAUUGGAGUGGAGUGAGCCAUUGGAACUGGGCGCACACUUUUAUGUACAUUUGCGUGUGAAAGUGUGUGUGUGUGAGCAUCCAGCCUGAGUCUUGCAGUCACAAACACAGGCCAAGGAACAGAUCAGCACUCUGUUGCUCCAUUCACUGGCCUAGGACACAAACUCUACCUAAGGCCGGCACACAAUGAGACGCCAACAUCAUCUCCACCAUGCCAAUCCUUGCCCAAAUCUGACACACACACACACUCUGUCUCUCCCUCUUUCUCUUUUUUCUCUCUCUCUCUCUCUCUCUCUCUCACACACGCACAGACACACACAUUUUCAGCAAUACCCCAACAGAAUCAUGUAGCAGAUCACAGACAACCACCCUUUUCCCAUCCACAUCUCCCCCAGCACUUUUUACAGUAACGCCUCGGAUCACAUGAUCAACCCUUUUGUUCUGGUCCCCUCAACCAGUUCGUCUGUUCCGCUCCCAUCUGUAUCUAUGACUGCAAAUCUACCUCUUACCAUUUUUUCAGUCUCUCUGUUUCCUCCUUUCUUAGUCAGUUUCUAACAAUGCUGUCCAUUCUUAUGAAAGCAGGACUAAUUAUAUUGAGGGGAGACAAGCACAGGCUCAAGAGCAUUAGCAUUGUGGUUCUGUUUCAAAACCAGUGAUUUUUAUUUUUUUCUCACAAUCUAAAUAAGCUUCCCCCUCCUCUCCUACUAAAAUGGUAGCAUUUUAAGUAAGAUUAUUGUCUUUUUCCAUUGAAGAUGUUAAGUAUCACAAGUUAGAAAGCUAAAAACCUCAUAUUACUGAAAACAUAGCGCAUGUUUCUCCUUCCUCUAUUUGAAUGGGUUUCUGUUGGCAGCUAGCAUCUAUGUCUGGAUGCAUACAACCAAAAGCAUAACUUGGCAUCCAAACCAGUGGAUAUGGUACAUUUUUUUUUCCCUCUCUUGCUAUCGGCCAAUCAGUAGGCAGCAGAAAGUGCAAGAUCACCAUUUCCUGUGUAUUCGACCAAAUGGAAAUGCACAUUUAACCAUGUGAUAUGCCACUACAGUGGACUCCUGAGAGCUGAGCUAGGUGGUACUUUUGUUGAUUUUGGUGUGUGUCAUGCAGGAACUCAUCACAGGGCUCUGCUUAGAAAAAGAUGAGAUACGGGACAACUGGUGAUGGGAUGAAACUGUCAGGAAGUGGGGCAGCUGAUCCGGCAGUCAUGCGGAAGUCUAAGCCAAGAUAAGCCCUGUAAGCACAGCCCUUAAGCCCUCCUUUCCUUUUGUGUCCCUCCGUCAAGAGCACUCACCCUCUGAUAGCAUGCCAAGUCAUCAAAGUGCAUCUUCUGCCAUGUUCCGUAUCUCCGGUGCUUUUGUUCCCCACACAGAUUUCAGCUGCAGCUCAGGGAUCGAAGAUUGGCCGCUAGGGAACGUUUUUGGCCACAGUGAUACAAAGAAACCAGUUGCAUAGGGGAUUGUUUCUUUUAGUUUUUCUUUUUAUUCUCUUACCUACCACUCAUUUCCAUCUAUGAUUAUUGAAUGCUUCAUGAUCAUCAAAAAGGAAAUGCCAUGAAACUCACUCCUCUCAAUCUGUUUAUUGUGUGAGAAUAUUGCAAGGAGAUGUAUUCUUAAUGUCAUUUGGCUUUUUUCAGACCUGUUUUAAGCUACCCCAUGUCUAUAAAGCAUAACUGUGGGAUAUUUUGCCUUAGAUUAUCAACAGAUUUUCAACUCAACCGUGAGCAGUGAAUAUGUACUUUUGAUGCUAGAAUAUAUCUUAGUAUAAUAGGCAGUUGGCUUACAUGGACCUGUGGCUUAGUUUGCAAUGCCUUUAUGUUUGGCUCCACUCGUGUCAUUAGGUGAAAAUGUCAUUCAGUACUGUAGAUCUCUGAGCUUAUGACUAGCUGCUUGGCUUGUCCUUUUAAUCUCCACUUUAAUUUCAUCUUUUGAAGACGUACAGCCUGGUAGUAUAUCUGUACCUUUCGGUUUUCAUUUUAAUUUAUUUGCUGUUUUUAAUUCAUCUGCCAUGGUAAAUGUAGAGAUCAUGUAUCACUCAAAAGCAUUGCUGUGAUCUCUCACGUUUUUUCUUCUAUCUUCAGUGAAGGUUUUGUUUUAUUGUCUAUCUUUUCCUUUUUUUUUAUUCUUGAAUAAUUAUUGCAACAAUCCUGUCGGUAUAUUAAGCUACACUAAUUAGGUGACUGACUUUGCAUAGCUCUAUUUUAAGUCAACUAAAUUAUCGUGCGCAUUAGCAUGACAUGUAGAAUCGAUGUAGAGUUUAUCUUGCUAGAUAAGGAUGAGACCGCACUCUGGCCAGUGUGAAAGACAUUGUAAUGGCGAAUAGGCGUCAAUAGUGCAAACCCCAGUGCAGGGUAUUAUUACUUUGAAAAAUUGCACCAAUGUUUCUACACAAGCCACGAUUGAAAGCAUUAGUUUUUCCCAACUCAAUGUGAAUAUAUUUGGUUGUAAAGCAGUAUCGUAGUGGAUAAUAGGCGUGACUUGAUGGAGAGGGACUUUUUGUGAGCAAAUCAAAGUCCUUAUAUUAAAAAAGGAGUGCCUCAAGGCUAUAUGCUAGGUCCACGUAGAGUUCUUACGAAAGCCAUUAUAUCAUAGCAAAUUUGUAGUUGCAAUAUGGCUGCGGUUGAUGUGGUUGUGUAGUCUGUACCUAAAACCUAGAUAAAAGAAAUUAGUAAAUUUUUGUUUAAUAUGCCCCCUACGUUAGUUACUGCAACCCCCUCGCAUAGACCAUUUCGUGAUAUCCAAAUUCUGUCUGCAGCAUGAAAAGUGUACGUUUUUUUGAACUCUGUAUACAAUUUCAAAGCAAUUAAAUUAGUGCAUGAUUCUAAUUAGCAAGACAUGUCACAAGAUGCAGCAGAAAUUGGAGUGGAUGUGGGUAUUGUGCAAAUUAUGAAUACACCCAAAAAAACACAGACACUGCAAGGGAAGAUACUGAAAGUUAAGUUUGGCUUAGAUUUUAUUUUCUUUUUAGGCCACUUUGUGCAGAUGUUUCAUAAAUUGGGAGAUUUCUCUUUAGAAUUGUUACUUUUUUGCAUCUUUUGCUAAAACUGGAAAAUCUAAAUCUGGUGUUAAACAAAACAUGAUUAAACCGGUCAAAAGCCUGAACAUUUGAUGUUGUAAGCUGCUCGGUUAGAAUGGUGUCAAAGAAAAAAAAACUGGGUAAUUGUACAGAGAUGAAAAACAAAUUUGUAUAAAAGACAUAUUUUUGUACUUCAUCAAAUCUCUACAUGCAUGUCAGCAAUAAACUUUGAUAUGGAAAA
This is a messenger RNA of Carassius carassius (crucian carp), 4827 nucleotides long. RefSeq names its product serine/threonine-protein kinase 40-like. Bases 248 to 1555 code for a protein of 435 amino acids. NCBI's taxonomy places the organism in Eukaryota, Metazoa, Chordata, Actinopteri, Cypriniformes, Cyprinidae. The record is from RefSeq and is a predicted model, not a curated record. Gene Ontology annotation, biological process: protein phosphorylation. Gene Ontology annotation, molecular function: ATP binding; protein kinase activity. The transcript has 11 exons.